Messenger RNA from Pelodiscus sinensis (Chinese soft-shelled turtle), 1035 nucleotides. Its product is annotated as olfactory receptor 51G2-like. Lineage: Eukaryota; Metazoa; Chordata; Testudines; Trionychidae. The record is from RefSeq and is a predicted model, not a curated record. Gene Ontology annotation, molecular function: olfactory receptor activity; G protein-coupled receptor activity. Gene Ontology annotation, biological process: G protein-coupled receptor signaling pathway. Gene Ontology annotation, cellular component: plasma membrane.
AUGAUGGCAGCUGUCAAUGACACCACAUUCACACACGCCGUGUUCCUGCUCACCGGGAUACCCGGCCAGGAAGACGUUUAUCUCUGGAUCGCUGUCCUCUUCUGCACAUUGUAUGUUAUUUUGAUAGUAGGCAAUUCAGUCAUUCUGUUCAUUAUAAAGACAGAUUCAGUCCUCCAUGAGCCCAUGUACAUUUUCCUCUCCAUGCUGGCUGUCACAGACCUGAGCCUGUCAAUAGUUACCGGACCGACAAUACUGGGCGUGUUUUUGUUUAACUCUCGGGAGAUCAGCCUCCAUGCCUGUUUUGCUCAGAUGUUCUUCAUCCACUUCCUUCAAUCCAUUGAAACCUCUGUGCUCUUGUUGAUGGCCUUUGACCGCUUUGUUGCGAUCAGUAACCCGCUGAGAUACUCUUCCAUCUUAACGCUGCCGAGAAUAGCCAACAUGGGGCUGGUGUGUGUGCUCAGAGGAGUGACCGUCAAACUCCCACUCCCCCUUCUCCUGCAGCGGUACCGCUACUGUCGAGCCAACGUCCUCUCCCAUUCUUACUGCCUGCACCAGGACGUCAUGAAUAUGGCUUGUGCUGAGGUCAUGAAUAUGGCCUGUGCGGACAUCACUGUCAACAACAUCUAUGGCUUGGUUAUUACAGUUCUCACAGUGGGGUUGGACUCGCUGCUCAUCUUCAUCUCUUACCUCCUGAUCCUCAAAACGGUGCUGAGCAUCGCAUCCCGUACGGAGUUCCUCGUGGCCCUGAACACCUGCGUCUCCCACCUCUGCGCCGUCCUGCUCUUCUACACGCUGGAGUUCAGCCAGACUUUGGUGCACAGAUUUGCCAAGAGCUCUUCUCCCUUGCCCCAUGUGGUGCUGGGCUACAUCUACCUGCUGGUCCCACCCCUGAUGAACCCCAUCGUGUACAUUGUGAAAAGCAAACACCUGCGCGCCAGGAUCAUCAAGAUGUUCAUCAAGUUAUGGGGCAGUUUAUCACCCCGCUGUGAAAUGAGAGACAAGAAUCACAGGCCCCAGCAAGUUAUUCCUUCCUAG